AUGGUCUAUGGGUCUCUCGACAAUCACCUCAAUGAAACCAACAAGUGUUCACUUAACUGGGAAAAGCGACUUGAGAUUUGCAUUGGUGUUGCAAGAGGACUGCAAUACCUCCAUGCAGGUACAAGGCAACCAAUCAUUCAUUGGAACUUGAAUCCUGCCUAUAUUAUGUUGGAUGAGAAUUGGAAUGCGAAAGUACUACACCACACUGUAACAAGUAUAUGCACCGUAGGAUAUGAUGAUCCAGAAUACCUUGUCGAUGCAAAAUUUACUACAAAAUCUAAUGUGUACUCAUUCGGCAUCGUCUUACUUGAACUAUUGUAUGGUAGGAAGCCAAUGAUCUAUUCAAGGAACGAGGAUCAAGUGAAUUUAGUUCGUUGGUUCAAAACUAAUAUUAAAAUGGGUACCGUAGAUCAGAUCAUUGAUCCAUAUCUAACUGACAAAAUAGCACCGGAAUGUUUGAAAGAAUAUGUCAAGAAUGCAGAAAAUUGUGUAUGUGAUGAGGGGAUUGAGCGUCCAUCGAUGGAUGAUGUGUUGGGUAACCUCCGAUAUGCACUGCAACUGCAAAAGACUUGGCAGAAUAGUAAUGACCAGUUCAGUACAAUUAAGUCCCCUGAGGUCGUUCCUAGUUCGAAUGGCACUGUGAUUGUUGAAUUAGCCAAAAGAUGA
Camellia sinensis is the source of this 666-nucleotide messenger RNA. The record is from RefSeq and is a predicted model, not a curated record. Lineage: Eukaryota; Viridiplantae; Streptophyta; Magnoliopsida; Ericales; Theaceae.